UGCAACAAGUAACCAGCUGUGGGCUACACACGUAUAUUAUUAGAAUUUAGUCAUGUUUUGUUUUUAACUCUUGGAUGUGUGGUUAGGAAUAGAAGCUUUGUAACAUUGCAGAGUGCAGAUCAGCACACACAUGACAUCAUGAAAGAAAAUUAACGCUGAGUAAAAGAGGCGGAAAAUGCUGAAGGACGAGGCUGUCAUCAACUGACAUCAGUCCACAGGGACAACUCCAUUUAUACAAAGCAGCUCUGUACAGCAAUUAACUAUGAGUUCUGAGAAGUUCUUAAUUCCUGACCUGACCCAAGAGGAACAAGACAUCUUUCACAAUGCAUUCGCUAAAGACCUUGAGAACCUCAAGACAAAUGCAGCCAUCAGCUAUUCCUUCAGUGACAUCUUUGUGACAAUCUGCAAAAUGCCUUCUCUCUCCAUACUGAAAGAUAAGGAAGCCCAAAAUAUUCUUGAGUUGAGUGAUCUACACAGCAAACGGAAGGCCGUGCUGACUUAUGCAGAUGAGAGAGGUUCAAGAGCAUUGGUGGUAUUUUACCUGUUACUACACAUAAAGGAUGAAACUGCCUAUAAAAAACUUCCCAGCUGCCAAGAAAACGAUAAGAAGAUGGCACUGCUUUCGAAGCUGAGAGACAAAUACCUAACUUCAUUAGAAAAAAAAGUAGCUGAGAUAUCACAAACUUUUACAAAACCUCAUUCUCAAGGUGUCACUAAACCGGUUGCUUCUGUAGCAGCUAGACCGCAUAUAACUAGAAAUCAUGGGGACACAGACAUUUCAGUGGAUGGUAAAGAAAACGACAAGUGGGACCAGAAAUAUAAAGAUAAUGAAGAUGACCAGCCCCCUCCCUAUGAUACAGUAAUGGCAAAUGAGGCGAAACAUUCAAAACCAUAUAGAGGACGUGGGGGAAUAAAAAGAGGCGAUGUAUUAUUUCAUUUCAUAACUCUGUGUUUCGCCCUGGGAACAGUUUUGGUGGUUGAACAUAACCUUUCAGAUUGGACAGUUUCUGCUGGAAUUGGGCUAAUUUCAUUUGCAUUUCUGGAAGCCAUCGGGUUCUAUUUUAAUUUUGUUAACAGGGUCCGUACUGUUGCACGAGCCAUUCUACAAUUCAUUCUACGAUGGGCCGAAAAAUUUCCACUAGGUUUUCUUAGAAAAGAUACAAAAACUCAAAUGAUUUUCCACAACUAGUCAGCUGGGUAUGUCAUCAAGAAAACCUUAAAGAAUCGGUAAUCAGAUGACAACUAAACUAAGUAUCAGAAAUGCUCCUUGGAAACAGAUGAACCAUCUCUCAAUUUAAACCUCAUCAACAAAAUGUGAAAGCCUGCUGACUGAAGGAUAAUGAAACAUAUAGAUAAUUUGUCACAUUCACCAUAGUGUCUAUACUGCAUACCUGGAAUGGAGGAAGUUGUGGUGGGUUACGUCUAUUCUUUACCUUAUGAAAAACAACCUGACAUUCUACUUGAAAUAUUAGUUUUUUUUUUUGGCAUACUGUAUAUUUUGUAUAUUGUCUUUAAUACUUAGGGUACCAUAAGACAUCAGUGAAGUAUUAAAAGUCACCACUGGCUAGCUGCCAGCAGGUUAGCGUUGACCAGUCACUAUUAUUCCCCUUUCCUUUAUUGUAAUGCUAAAAGCUUGCCAUACACCAGCAUAACUUAAUUUGAGAGCAUUUUAAUUUUAAGAAUGUUAAUUUGAUUUUCAAAUGGUUAGUAGGGUCUAAUCAAAUUUUUGUUUUCGACAACAGUGACAAGUAAAUUCAAAGCAGGAAAGAACAUUUUUCAGCAAAAUUUCUAAGGCUGGUUUCACACUGAUCUGCUGCAGUUUGGCUGCAGAUCAGGUAUACUGGCGGUUUAGAGUUGUUAACCUGCCCUUUCCCGUAGACUUCUAUUAGAUCGGACAGUUUUGGUGCGUUUUCUGAAAGUGCACCGCAAGUCCUGCAUGCAGUGGUUUUGGUGCGCUUUCGUAAAAUGCAUUAAAACCACCUGAUCUAAUAGAAGACUAUGGGAAAGUGUGGGUAACCUGCAUGAUAACCAUGGGUAUACCUGGUCUGAGGCCAAACUGCAGCAGAUCAGUGUGAAACCACCCUUACAGUGAAUGAGGUUUUUCUUCAGGAAAGUCCAUUCACUCCAAAUUGAAUGUUGAAAGCAAACAUUUUGUGAAGUACUUUCAAAUCAAAUACAGUAUAUUCAUGAGAAUUUUAGUAUGAAUUCUCAUUCAAACAUUUGUUUGCAAACCUACUGGUGUAUAGCCAACUUAAAAAGCAACCCAUAAACUUUUAUUUUUAGGGAUAUUGCCACAGACACAGAUGCCUGAGACCUGUAUGAUCAUACCUGCUGGCCUGGCUUAUCUCUAGUGUCAUUGGGCAGCUUUAACCAUACUUAUGGCAGUUCAGUGAAAGAGGGUUGGGGCACUUAAGCCUCAUUCACAGGUGCAUAGGAUUAUAUACAUUUCUAAAACACAUAAAUGCAUGCAAUAAGCUUAAAUUGUAGAAAGCACACUGUGCAUUUACUUGCAUUCAGGUGUAAUCUUUUUAGCUGCAUUUAGAAAAACAGAAAUCUUUGCAGCCAGAGGGAGAUACUCUGGGGUUAAUUUACUAUAGGCAAAUAGACUGCAGACUUUGCAAGAGUAGUUGCACUCUGCAAGGGCAUUUGCUCCAGAGCUUAGUAAAUGAGGGGAAGGUCUGCCGAAUUAUAUCCUCCAAUAAUGUGUAUGAAAUAUGCGGUUUUCUUAUUUUCCUUGCAUGUGAUUGAGCAUUGUUUGCAAAGUGAUGCUUCACCUCAUUUUCUAAACUCUGGAUUAAAUGCCCUUGCAGAGUGGAGUUGCCCAUGAAAAGUGCACAGUCCCCUCUGAAUGCAACUAAACAUGUGUAAACCUCAGUAAAUACAAGAGGAAUUGAUUUGGGAAGCAUGUUUUUUUUUAAACUUACCAGAUCCUUUUUUCCUGAGUUCAGUUAAAACAGACGCAGGAGGACCAUGUGAAUGAUAGAUUAUUGUACUAUCAGAGUAAAUACAAAUCUGCCUAAAUACCUACCAUGCACUCCAUUGCAGCCUAAUUUACCUGCUGGAGCCCCUCCUUAAAAAAAAUUGCUGUCUACAUUCUGACCCAACACUGGGUCAGAGCUUACACAGGGCUUAAGAUCCACCCAUACAGUAUGCGACAAUGAUAGGGUCUAAUGAUUGGCCACUUAGGCACUUGCUGUGGUGAAGUAGGACAGAGUUUUGUGGCACAACCACAUACCCCAAAUUACCAGAACAUGCUCUGUGUUACAGUGGGCAAAUAGGGUGGUGGAGAACAUGUGGAAGGUAUGUGCUGCUCCUCUUUUCUGCAUUGCCUGUAUUGUUCUAUUUUUUUUUUAUGUUUUCCAUAGAAUUUGUAACAUACAUACAACAUAAUAAAUUGAACUACAUG
Rana temporaria (common frog) is the source of this 3406-nucleotide messenger RNA. RefSeq names its product transmembrane protein 40 (gene TMEM40). The record is from RefSeq and is a predicted model, not a curated record. Lineage: Eukaryota; Metazoa; Chordata; Amphibia; Anura; Ranidae. The coding region runs from base 263 to 1189 and encodes 308 amino acids. The transcript is spliced from 13 exons.